AUUUCGACCAAGGAUUAAAAGUCUUACUGUACUUAGAAGAGGAUGAUGACUUCUUCUAUAACACACCUUUAAAUGGAGCUCAGUUACAGUUCUCCGAUGCUUACGAUUUUCCUGAUGCACCAAGUGGCAGUUUUUCAAUGCAAAUAGUUAGUCCACAUGUUCAUUUGGAGGUAUUAGCAUCUGCAUCGUUUACGGAAGCGUCCCGGGAUAUAGAACAUGUACCGUUGAAACUUCGCAAAUGUUUAUUUUUCGAUGAGUCCUCGUAUCUACCAUUUUACACCCACAGCGAUUGUCUACUCAAGUGCCGUAUGUCCUUCCUAAUGGAUAAAUGCAAUUGCACGCCUUUCAACAUGCCUAAAAUAAGAAACACAAAGACGUGCGAUUUAACAGAUGUGCCCUGCUUAAUGAAGUACCAUGCCCAAUCAACAACUGUCAGACCAGAUUUAGAAGAAAUCCCACCGGAAUUGGAGCUUGACCUAGUCGCAGGCGGUAUUUACUGUCCAAUGUGUUACCCAACUUGUUCAAAGACCACUUAUAAUUACGACUACACCAACGUUCAUAUCUUUCCGGACCACGUCAACCCGACACCGGUUAAGGACAAGAUACACUGGCUGCAUGGUGCAAACUUUACAGGCACUUCCAUUGUACACGUUAAAUACGGGAGGGAGGUGGCUGAUUGUUACGGGCAGAAUGUUAUUAUGAAAUGGUUUGAUCUGAUAAGCAACAUUGGCUCAACAUGCGGCUUUGUAACCGGUUUCAGUUUUGUGUCUGUAUUGGAAUUUGUUUAUUUCUAUACGGUAAAACUGAUCAGAGAAUAUGUUGAUCGACAGCGACGCGAACGCCGCAUUGCGAGCGGCGCUUCCACUCCCGCCCAAUUCGAUCAUGACAGUCGAUACAGACCGAUAUAUUGGAACGAAAUUACUGGUCCUAAAGGGUCCAGAGUAGUGAACCAGUUUUAAAGGACGAAGAUUUGAUUCUUUAAUGAAUUUGUUAAUAAUGAAGUAAAGUUUUGACUAAACAGUGUUUCAACUAAAAAUUAAGACACUAUAAUAAACGUGCAUUAUAAGUUACCGACGUGUUCAAUACCAUUCUUUGGAAACAAUAUCGUUACCAUGGUAACAAUUUAACAAAUACGACACUAACUUUAAUAUACAUUUUUUAAGAUCGUUAUCGUUUAAAUGUUGUA
Molecule: messenger RNA, 1186 nt
Organism: Pieris rapae (cabbage white)
Lineage: Eukaryota; Metazoa; Arthropoda; Insecta; Lepidoptera; Pieridae
Product: pickpocket protein 28-like
Exons: 6
Coding region: 138-959 (273 amino acids)
Biological process (GO): sodium ion transmembrane transport
Cellular component (GO): membrane
Molecular function (GO): ligand-gated sodium channel activity
Source: RefSeq, a predicted model, not a curated record